Molecule: messenger RNA, 933 nt
Organism: Guillardia theta CCMP2712
Lineage: Eukaryota; Cryptophyceae; Pyrenomonadales; Geminigeraceae
Exons: 4
Coding region: 28-900 (290 amino acids)
Cellular component (GO): membrane
Molecular function (GO): serine-type endopeptidase activity
Source: RefSeq, a predicted model, not a curated record
GCGGAGCGGAGCAGUGGCAGGUUAACGAUGACGACGAAGAAGGCGACGAUGGUGAUGGUGAUGACGAUGGCGAUCAUGGGUGAAGCUCUUGCGUUCAACCUUGAUGCAUCCAGCAUGCUGCAGCACACAGGAGCGAGAAGCAUGAAGAAGGGAAGGAGGGCAAUGCUUGAAAAGUUGAGGGGUAGUCCCCGCCUUGGCAGUGUAAGGAUGUGCCAGGAUGAAGGAAGGAGUGUGGACGAGGACAGGAAGCAGGAUGCCCUCAGGAAGCUUGCUGCGGUGGAUUCGAAGCCAUCAUUGGGGAAGAAGGAUGAUCCUGACAAGGACGCGGAUUCCUCUGUGAUCGAUGGAUUGAUCAAGUGGUUUAAGUCGGAUGAGGGGAGGGAGGAGGCGCUUCAGUGGACCAUCACGUUUGUCAUUGCGAUAUCCUUCCGUGUCUUCGUGGUCGAGCCCCGCUACAUCCCCUCGCUCUCCAUGUUUCCUACCUUCCAUGUUGGCGAUAUGCUGGCCGUCGAGAAGAUCACCCACUACUUCCGCCCUUACCAGCGGGACGACGUCGUCGUGUUCCGCGCUCCUCCUGCCUUCGCCGACUACGUGGACGAGAGCAAGGCGAACGAGGAUCUGAUCAAGAGGAUCAUUGCGGUUGAGGGAGACACGAUCAAGAUAACCAAGGGGAAGGUGUACAUCAACGAGCAGGAGGUGAAGGAGCCUUUCAUCAACGGCCCUCCCAACUACGACUUCGGCCCCGUCACUGUGCCCGCUGGCUGCGUCCUGGUGCUGGGAGACAACAGGAACGCGAGUUUGGACUCUCAUAUCUGGGGGUUCCUUCCUAAGGAGAACAUCAUUGGACGGGCUGUCUUCAAAUAUUGGCCGCUCAACAGAGUGUCUCUUGUCCAGUCAUGAUCCUUUUGUUGUCAAAAACAAUCAAUCUCUCUG